CUCGGAUACUGACUCGCCAGUGGCUGCAGCAGUCAGUCCUGUGCUUGUAGUUUGGUAUAUUGCAUGUACAUGAACAGUCCUUCACUCAGAAGCGAGCGUGCUUGGAUUACAGUGGAGAACACACGGAGAUAUCACUCGCAUCGCGUGCUUUAAAACUAAAUCAAACACGCGCUUGCAGCAUUGAGAGACUCUCAGCAAACUCAGUGUUGUCGUGAGCACUCGUGGGGGUCGGAUCGGCGGGAAUGGCUUCGUCUCCGUGCGGCGGUGGGAACUUUGAUUCCGGGCUGGAGAUCCAAACUCGCUCGGUGGAGCAAACACUCAUCCCGCUGGUGUCUCAGAUUACCACACUGAUCAAUCACAAAGACAAGCUCAAGAAGACGGAGAAGACCUUACGGGCCAUCCAGAGAGUGGGGCAGGCGGUCAGCGUCGCAGUUGGCCGCUUCGUGGCGGUGGGUGAAGCCAUUGCAGCAGAGAAUGAAGACUUGAAGGACGAGAUGGGACUGGCUUGCUUUGAGGCCCGGAGAGCAGGCACUGCCAUAGCUCAGCUGACGGAUGUGUCCAGUCUGGAGCAGUGUGAGGGUGAUGGGCGCAGCACGGUGUUUAGUGACAAGACUGGCAUGGUGAAAGCUGCUCGCAUGCUGCUCUCCUCUGUUACCAAAGUCCUGGUGCUUGCAGACUGCAUCGUUAUCAAACAGAUCAUAAGCUCUCGCAACAAAGUGCUGGUUACCCUGGAGCAGCUGGAGAGAGUCAGCACUUUUCAGGAAUUUGUCCAAAUCUUCAGCCAAUUUGGGAACGAGAUGGUAGAGUUUGCCCAUCUCACAGGAGACAGACAGAAUGAUCUGAAGGAUGAAAAGAAAAGAGCUCGGAUGGCCGCCGCACGUGCUGUGCUGGAGAAAUGCACCAUGAUGCUCCUCACAGCCUCAAAGACUUGUCUGAGACAUCCAGACUGCGAGUCGGCACGGAUCAACAAAGAAGCAGUCUUCCAGCGUAUGCGUCUGGCCCUGGAGCAAGUCAUUGAGAUUGUGACUGACACAAGGAGCUGUGGGGAGGCCAAAGCACUUCCUGUUAGCAUCUACGCUGGAAUUAAAGACUUUAAGGUUAAAGUGGAAGGUCUGAGAGACUCUCUGUACUGUGUGUCCUGUGAGGCUGUGGCGGCUCAGCUGGAAGCUCUGGUGGAGAAAACUGAAGACUUUACAGACUCCGCUUACACCAGCCACGAGCAGAGAGAGACAAUCAUACAACUCUGCCAGAUUACGCGUCAGGAGACCAAACAGCUCAUAAACACAUGGAGACACGCGCAGCAAUCGCUUAAAGCCAAAGAGGCCACGGACGAGGUGGAGCUCUCUAUUUUGAAGACUUGUCAGAGUGUCAGUGAUCUCAGGCGAGAGCUUCAUAGGGUAGCGGUGGGAAGAGCCACUGAGCUGCUGAAGCUGCAUUCAGAUCAUCUGGUGCUGCAGGCCCUGAAGGCCUCCGGCGGGGAUGGAAACCUGGAGGCCGUAGCUGAUUAUGCUGGCACACUGACCGAACACAAAGAGCAACUGGUGGAGACUUGUCGUUUGCUCUGCCACAUUUCGGGGACCGAGCCGCUGGAGAUCACCUGCGUUCACGCUGAGGAAACUUUCCGUGUCAUUGGUCCACAGAUCAUCUCAGCGGCACAGACCCUUGCUUUGCACCCCACCAGCAAGAUUGCCAAAGAAAACCUGGAUGUGUUUUGCGAGGCCUGGGAGUCCCAGCUGUGUGACAUGGCCAUCCUACUGAAGGAGAUCAACGAUGUGUUUGAGGGCCGCAGAGGUGAUAAGAAAACAUAUCUGUCUCUACCCAGACCAGGGAAACACUCUGUCAACCUGAAGACAGUCAAGGCUGCCAAACUUGACGCUGAGGAGCAAACCACCAUCGCCAAACUUGGGCUGGAACUGUGUCUCCUCACCUCAGAUGUGGACUCAGAGGUGGAGCGCUGGGACGAGCAGGACCACGAGAUGGUUCGAUUGUGUCAGAUCAUAUCCAGCAUGGCGUAUUCCAUGUACCUCUUCACCAGGGGGGAAGGCCUGCUGAAGACAACAUUGGAUCUAUUCCACCAAGCUGAGGUGUUGUCAGACCAAGGUCUCCAGCUGUGCCACAUCCUCCACUCUCUCUCCACACAGCUGCUGGAUGAAGACAGAAUCCUUAUUCUGUCUGAGACAGAGAAGCUGUCAGCCGCAUGUCAACAGCUGCAGGUCUGCGCCAAGACUCCGGUUCAGGGCAAGAGCGCCAUCUUUCAGAAGGUUGACUCAUCCAUACAGAAUACCAAAGGCAUCUUGACAGUGGUGGUCUAUUUGCUGCCCGUCUGUAAUAAGCUCAUCAGAAAGUGUAAAUCAGAACGCAGCUGUGUGGCUUCACCUCAGCACUGGAGGGAGAAGCAGCUGAGCACGACCGUCAGCGAGGAAACUCUGAAUGGCAAAGGCUCCAACGGCUUUGGGGUCAAAUCCCUGGAGCAGCACAUGGCCAAUCUAACAUUCCUGGAGAGCAAAUAGCUUUGAAAACCAAAGGCGCUCUUGCCUGUUCUCGCGCACACAGUGCAUGGCAAUGCACUCGCUCACAACGUGCCAUUCUUUGUGCUUCUGCCCAUUCGCUUUGUGGUGUACGAUACCGUUAGCGUUACCAGCCUCAUUCCAGAUACCAAAAAAAUAUUGAAGAAAAAUCCCUUUGUUGCAUGUGUUCAAGUCAUUAUGCGAAUCUUUCAAGUGUAAUGGCUGGUAAAUAAGCUACGGUUUUAACCGAAUAUUCAGCUGCGUUUCUUGUGAUUAGCCAACAUUGAGGUGUACAUGAUAAAAGGUUUGAUGCAAAAAAACUCUGCACACUGUAUUUAACGUAACUGCCUCAUGUACAAGUUGAUGCCAAAUAUAUCCAGUUUUAAUCAUCUUCCUACACUGGUCUUGCCACAGGGCAGUCUACUCAAUGCUCAAGGAAAUUCAGUGACUUUGGAUAUUAGUAUGAGAAGUCAGAUGUUCUGUUUCGAGAGUUUACAGCAGGGAACGUUACUUUCCAAAGAGGAAUUUCUGAAGGACGAUAAUAAAUAAGACAGUUUCUUUUAAAGGGAUAGUUCACCCAAAAAUGAAAAUUCUGUUAUCAUUUGCUUACCCUCAUGUCAUUCCUAUGGAAGCCUGUUUCCCCCACUGAAUAAAAAAAUCAAGGUAAUUGCGACUUUUUUUUCUCGCAAUUGCAAUUUUACAUCUCACAAUUCUGACUUUAUAACUCGCGAUUGCAAAUUUAAAUUUCACAAUUCUUAAAAAAAAAAAGAGCCAGAAUUGAGUUAAUACCUCGCAAUUCUGACUUUAUAACUCAUAAUUGUGAAUUUAAAUCUGAGAAAAGUCAGAAUUGCAAAAUACAAACUCACAUUUGCGAGUGAAAAGUCAGAAUUGUGCAAUUCUGACUUCAUUUCUUGCAAUUGUGAGUUUAUAUCACUUAAGUCGGAGAAUAAAAAGUCAGAAUUGUGAGUUUAUAUCACUUAAUUCUUGUGAGAAUUGUGAGUUUUCAGAGUUCUGACUUUAUUUCUCGCAAUUGUGAGUUUAUAGCAUGCAAUUCUGAGAGAAAGUCAGAAAUGUGAGUUUAUAUUGCAAUUCUGACUUUAUUUCUCACAAUUGUGAGUUUAUAUCAUGCAAUUCUGACUUUAUAACUCGUAAUUGCAAGUGUAUAUAUCACAAUUCUGAGAAAAAGUCAAAAUUGUGAGUUACAUUGCAAUGACUUUAUUUUUUCGCAAUUUUGAGUUUAUAUCAUGCAAUUCUGAAAGUCAGAACUGUGGAAAAAAAAGUCAGAAUUGUGAGUUUUAUUCUCACAAUUCUGACUUUAUUUCUUGCAAUUGUGUUUGUAUCAUGAAAUUCUGAGAAAAAAAGUCGGAAUUGAGGAUUUAUAUAGCAAUACUGACUUUAUAGUUUAUUUUAUUAAAUUCUGAGAAAAAGAUUUUGAAUUGUGAGUUUAUAUCUCACAAAUUUGACUUUAUUUCUCAGAAUUGCAAGUUUAUAUCUCAGUUCUGACUUUAUAACUUGCAAUUGCAAGUGUAUAUAUCACAAUUCUGAGAAAAAAGUCAGAAUUGUGAGUUAUGUCGCAAUGACUAUUUUUCACAAUUUUGAGUUUAUAUCAUGCAAUUCUGAAAGUCAGAACUGUGAAAAAAAAGUCAGAAUUGUAAAAAAAAAAAAAGAAUUGUGAGUUUUCUUCUCGCAAUUCUGACUUUAUUUCUUGCAAUUGUUUAUAUCAUACAAUUCUGAGAAAAAAAAAAGUCAGAAUUGAGGAUUUAUCUAGCAAUACUGACUUUAUUUCUCACAAUUGUGAGUUUAUAUCAUGAAAUUCUGAGAAAAAAAAUUUUAAUUGUAAGUUUAUAUCUCACAAAUUUUACUUUAUUUCUCAGAAUUGCAAGUUUAAAUCUUUCAAUUCUGACUUUAUAACUCGCAAUUGCGAGUGUAUAUAUCACAAUUCUGAGAAAAAGUCAGAAUUAUAAGUUUGUAUCACGCAGUUCUGACAAAAAAUUCAGAAAUCUCAGAUAAAUAGUCGCAAUAAUCUUUUUUAAAUUUUUUAUUCAGUGACAGAAACAGGCUUUCAUACAUUCCAAACCUGCAUGACUUCUGUGAAACACAAAAAUAAGUGAUUUUGAAUUUGAUUCUCUUAUGUUGUUUUAGACCCCAUUGGCUUUCAUUGUAUGGACAAAAGCAUCUCAAGACAUCAUCUUUUAUGUUUCACAGAUCAUCAUACAGGUUUGGAACAACAUGAGAGCAAGUAAAUAAUGACACAAUUUUCAUUUUCAGACAAACUGUCCCUUUAAAUGUACUUUCGUGGCGUGACAACCUUGUAAUAGUAUUGACUGCCUUGUAGGUCACUGUGAUUUGUAUUUUUACUUCAGUCCUAACAAUGUAAGUUGAGCUUUGGUACAUUUAACCUAAAAGGUUAGAGUGAGACGGUAUAUAAAUCAAUAGUUUAGGCUGUCGUGUACUGAAGAGCAACUUUUUAGUAUGGCACAGAUUAAAAGGCUCUUCAGAAAAUUGGAUUUUCAUUCACACACCAAUUCUAGUUGACACUUUACUAAAAUGUUCCUCUGAUUUAUACUUAAGUCAGUCAAAACCAUAAGCUUUAGAGAUGAUUGUGCAGCUAUGACCUUGAGUUGUAUUAGUGUUGGACCAUUGAAUGAUUGUGAAAUCAGAAAAAAAUCUAAAUAUACGUUAUUUUUCUUAAA
Messenger RNA from Labeo rohita (rohu), 5200 nucleotides. RefSeq names its product catenin (cadherin-associated protein), alpha-like 1 (gene ctnnal1). The record is from RefSeq and is a predicted model, not a curated record. Gene Ontology annotation, molecular function: actin filament binding; cadherin binding. Bases 243 to 2510 code for a protein of 755 amino acids. The transcript is spliced from 19 exons. Lineage: Eukaryota; Metazoa; Chordata; Actinopteri; Cypriniformes; Cyprinidae. Gene Ontology annotation, biological process: Rho protein signal transduction; cell adhesion.